UCUUAGCUGUUGUUUACUCACCAGCAACCAUGUCGGAGACAGCGCCAGUCGCUCAGCCUUCUCCUGCAGCUCCCGAGAAACCUGCCGCUGCCAAGAAGACUAAGAAGCCAGCGAAAGCUGCCGCUCCUCGGAAGAAGCCCGCGGGACCUUCGGUGUCUGAGCUCAUCGUGCAGGCGGUGUCUUCCUCCAAGGAGCGCAGCGGCGUGUCCCUGGCGGCGCUCAAGAAGGCUCUGGCUGCCGCGGGAUACGAUGUGGAGAAGAACAACGGCCGCAUCAAGCUGGGGCUGAAAAGCCUGGUCAAUAAGGGCACCCUGGUGCAGACCAAAGGCACCGGUGCUGCUGGUUCCUUUAAGCUGAACAAGAAGGCUGAGUCCAAGGCCAGCACCACCAAGGUGUCCGUGAAGGCGAAAGCACCCGGCGCCGCAAAGAAACCCAAGAAGACUGCUGGGGCUGCAGCUAAGAAGACUGCCAAGACUCCCAAGAAACCCAAGAAGCCUGCAGUUUCCAAGAAGACUUCCAAGAGCCCAAAGAAGCCGAAAGUGGUGAAGGCCAAGAAGGUAGCCAAGAGCCCUGCCAAGGCGAAGGCAGUGAAGCCUAAGGCUGCUAAGGCAAAGGUGACAAAGCCGAAGACCCCAGCUAAGCCCAAGAAGGCGGCGCCCAAGAAAAAGUAAAUUGGAGGCCUCUUCAAUAACCAACCCAACGGCUCUUUUCAGAGCCACCUACACAGCUCAAAGAGCCUGACACUCAUGCGAUUGGUACAAAUUUAAUGGCGUUAGGACGCCUCGGCAGUUUAAAACAUCCCCUUUACCCAGUAAACUGACAAAAUUUGGACCCGCCUAGCUUUUCCCCGAGGUCGUAAAAAUAUCCUUUACCUGGGUGAAUUUCGAAUCGAUAACCCAGGGAGACACUACUCUCUCCAGGUGUGGUGUGUAAUGAACGGCCUGGGUUCCUCUCCCAGGUAUGUUGCCAAUAUGAGGAAGAGAGCUCAGGUUCUUAAGCAGUGCUCCCUAUGGGCUUUAGCACUCGGCUUAGGGUGUGGUCAAGACAAGGUUCAAAUGCAAUAGGUUUUUUAAUUCAAGCCCACCAAGACUUGUCUUAACAGGAAUGCUGGGUGCUUGGAGGUUUGGUCUUGUGAAGUGCGUGGUGCUUCACUGUAAACAAUGUUCACUGGCAGCUCUUGAAGCUUUUGUAGAUUUUGCUAGGUAGCCACUUUUGUCCCUGAACUAAUCCUUCCAAGUGCUAGGGUUAGCGGCCCCUCUACUCUCCACACACUGAU
Messenger RNA from Apodemus sylvaticus (European woodmouse), 1276 nucleotides. It is a transcript of the gene H1-1, whose product is annotated as H1.1 linker histone, cluster member. Gene Ontology annotation, biological process: nucleosome assembly. Bases 30 to 671 code for a protein of 213 amino acids. Gene Ontology annotation, cellular component: nucleosome. Lineage: Eukaryota; Metazoa; Chordata; Mammalia; Rodentia; Muridae. The record is from RefSeq and is a predicted model, not a curated record. Gene Ontology annotation, molecular function: DNA binding; structural constituent of chromatin. The transcript has a single exon.